CAUCACUGAAAAUUAACGAUUGAUGCUAAAAAUAGAUAUUUAAAAUCCCAGCAUGCUUUUCAUAAAGACUUACAAUAAUGGCGUGUUUGUUAUAUUUACUGUACGUUAGUUAUUUAACAGGAUAUUUCCCCACUGUAACUGGCAUACCGCGCACAUUCAACGAAGUAGCUACAAUUUUCUCAUAUCAAAACAAGACAUGUCCAGCUGAAAAGCCUUUUAUAUUGAAAAACGGCACCCAGUCUAUUUGUGUGUCAUCAUGUGGACCUACAUUGGUGAUAGAUGGCAGAAAUUGUAUAAACGUUGGAGAUUGUAAAAAGCCUGUUCUGUCUGAUGGUAAAUGCAUGGAAAUGUGCGACGAAGGAUAUCUUUAUGUCACCAAUAACUUUGAACUUGCCGAUGACUGUAGCCGUUUUGGUAGUUGCUUUUAUUCACAAAACAAUAUCGGACAGAAAUUGUGUGAAAAGAGAAGUGAUAUUAUUUUGAAAACAAUCUGUUACGCUAUAGGAACUGUACUGUAUAUUUUAUUUCUUUUGAUGUUCUUUUCGACUAGACAAUGUCCAUGCACAAAACUGAUAACAUGGAUUAAAAGACAAGAAUAACAUGAAGAAGACCUCGUCACGUGAAUUUUAGUAUGCAAUGGAGAACGUCGUAGAUUACGGACUUUGUGAGGGUUAAGUUAAACAGAUAUGCUGCGCAUAAAUUUGUCAAUUCAUAUUAAAUUUAUUGCAUAAGAUUAUAGCGUGAAUAUGAAAUAUCAGUACAACUGUAAUGAAAUACAUCAUUAACAAUAGAUCUACUCGUUAAUUCAAACAGAUCUGUAUGAAAAAAAAUAUCAAAGUUUGCCCGUCAUUUUGGGAAUAUAUAUUCAGAAAAGUAAUGUUCAAUAACCGUUUCCAAUCAGCGUUAAAUGUCAAUUUAAGAUGUUGAAACUAUCAUGUGUAGACUAUAAUAAAUAAAUUAAUUUCUAAUUUU
Messenger RNA from Ruditapes philippinarum (Manila clam), 972 nucleotides. RefSeq lists its product as uncharacterized. The transcript has 3 exons. The coding region runs from base 78 to 599 and encodes 173 amino acids. The record is from RefSeq and is a predicted model, not a curated record. Lineage: Eukaryota; Metazoa; Mollusca; Bivalvia; Venerida; Veneridae.